AUGAAUUCUAUCCUUUUAUUCUCCCUCCUUGGUGCUGCUGCCAGCGCCCUUGACUUUCAAGGGGCAGGUCAGAUCCGUACCUGGAACCAAACAGGCACGGAUCUUGGCUGUCUAACCAAGCAAGCACAGUGGACAGUCGACGAGACACAAUGUGAUUCCUUUUCAGGAAAGCGCAACGCAACCGGUAUCUAUCUGACAGCGUCCACUGGAGUGCCGUGUGGAAUCGACAAUGUCAAGGUAGUAUGCCAGGAUGGGCUAAGCACGGUUACGUCAACAUGGGGGCUCUUCUACGGAGGAAGCCCAUAUCCGGACCACGAUGUUCUUGGCUUUGGUGAAUACGGGUUGAUGGCAUCGACAGAGGACUAUGUACCCACAAAGGCGACAGAUGCUCCGGUUACGAUUGAGUUCUGGGGCGAUACCAAUGUUCAGCCCUUUGUAUGGCUUACAUGGAAGGCCACAUAG
Messenger RNA from Talaromyces rugulosus, 462 nucleotides. RefSeq lists its product as uncharacterized. The record is from RefSeq and is a predicted model, not a curated record. The transcript is spliced from 2 exons. Bases 1 to 462 code for a protein of 153 amino acids. Lineage: Eukaryota; Fungi; Ascomycota; Eurotiomycetes; Eurotiales; Trichocomaceae.